AACGCAAUGCAUGCACCGGCCGGAUCCACGCCAUGGAUCACUUAACCUCUCGACAAAGUCAAAGGGCCCGGGCAUCAUCUUUAAAUAGCUAGGCCACGCCCUCCGUCACUAAUCACUCCAAAGCAGUUACUUACCUACUACUCCAGAUCGAAGCUCGUCUACAGCUGACAUCCAGUCGUCUACAGGGGUUCAUCGAUCCAGGUUCAUCGCAGAAAGGAAUCGGCCGGCCAUGGAUCUCGACCUGCCCAGCUGCUGCGAGAGUGAUACGUUGUUCAAGUUCGCGGUGUUCGUCCUGGUGCAGGCGCUGGUGUACCUCAUCCUGUCCCAGUCCUCCGACGUCUUCUCCGGCACCAGGAGCCUCAGCUUUCGUCGCCCGGCGAGGUCUGCCAGCCUCCGCCGCAUGGUCACGCAGCUGCUCACGGAGAUGCCGGCGGCGGCGGGUGGCGAGCCGUCGUCUCCGGCAGCCAGGCAGCGGGACGGGGGAUCGAGCGGCGGCGACGUGGACGUUGACCUCGAGAUAGAGCUUAUGUUAAUUGGUUGCUCGUUCUCAUCGUGAACUUUUUUUACUUGGGUGUGGGAUUCUUAGGAUGUAAUGUAAUCUCUAGGCCUAAAUGGCCAGUUAGUAGCGCGCCGAUUCUCACG
Messenger RNA from Hordeum vulgare subsp. vulgare (domesticated barley), 642 nucleotides. RefSeq lists its product as uncharacterized. The record is from RefSeq and is a predicted model, not a curated record. The coding region runs from base 230 to 556 and encodes 108 amino acids. The transcript has a single exon. NCBI's taxonomy places the organism in Eukaryota, Viridiplantae, Streptophyta, Magnoliopsida, Poales, Poaceae.